Messenger RNA from Jatropha curcas, 820 nucleotides. Its product is annotated as multiprotein-bridging factor 1a. Gene Ontology annotation, cellular component: nucleus. Gene Ontology annotation, molecular function: DNA binding. Lineage: Eukaryota; Viridiplantae; Streptophyta; Magnoliopsida; Malpighiales; Euphorbiaceae. The record is from RefSeq and is a predicted model, not a curated record.
UAUAUAAAGCGGACAGGAGAGAGAGGAGAGAGCGCAUUAUUUAUCCUAAGAUACAAGCUAUCUUAAAUCAAAGAGGGAAAAAAGAGAAAAUUGUUAGAGAAAGAUGUCUGGAGUUGGACCAAUCUCACAGGACUGGGAACCAGUAGUUAUCCGCAAGAAGGCUCCUACAGCCGCCGCUAAGAAGGACGAGAAGGUCGUUAACGCUGCCCGCCGCGCCGGUGCCGAGAUCGAAACUCUGAAAAAAUCCAAUGCUGGUACAAACAAGGCCGCCUCUAGCAGCACUACCUUAAACACGAGGAAGCUUGAUGAAGAAACAGAGAAUCUAACUCAUGGACGAGUGCCCACUGAACUGAAAAAAGCCAUCAUGCAAGCUCGAAUGGACAAGAAACUUACCCAGUCUCAACUUGCUCAGUUGAUUAAUGAAAAGCCUCAGAUAAUACAAGAGUAUGAGUCUGGAAAAGCAAUACCUAAUCAACAAAUAAUAAGCAAGCUUGAGAGGGCUCUUGGUGUGAAGCUCCGGGGGAAGAAAUGAAGUGUGACUUUAGAAAGACAGCCAGCCAGGAUUUACAAAGUUAUCCAAGUGUCUCUUGAGUCUUAAGAUUGGUGGUGUACAUGAACUUUUCUACCAUUAUUAUGGCUCGCAUGUAAGAACUAGUGUCUUUCUUUACGCUUUUUAUGGGGACCUGUGAUGUUGGAAUUUGAAUUUGACUCUUUGUUCUUGCAUGCAAUGUUGGUCUUAUAAAUAGUGGUUGUUUGUACUUUUGCAAGUGGUUAAUGUGACAUCAGGAAAUUGUUCUUGUUCAUUGGGAAAUUGUUCUUA